UAAUAUUCGCCAUUCGCCCAGGCCUCAGUCGAGGACAACAGCAGCGGGAGCAAUAACAAACAAGGACAACAACCAGCACUCUGGCCGUUGGCGAUGGCCGAGUCGCAGCCAAAUCCCGCACAGCAUCUGCAGCGGCAAAGACCCCAGCUCCAACUCCAACACCAACUCCGACUCCAUCAUGGCAGCAAAUGUCGGCACGUGCACUGUGAGAACUCCUGGAGCGUCGUUGGCUGGAGGAGAUUCGCCUGGCUGUUGGCUGUUGUGUGCCUGCUGACGCGGCCCGUCAUGCCGGAAGUUAUUUAUCGAGUUGAUCCUUUGGCUCUGCUGGCGGCCACCUUGCGGACGUACCAGCGUGCCGGAUGCGAUUCAGAGCAGCUGUCACUCAGCUGUCCACGUGGUACUAGCAUUUCCAUAGAACUCGCCCAGUACGGACGGGCGGGAGAUUUAUCCGACCACAGCUUGUGUCCGCCAGUGUCGCAGGAGGACCUCACCACGACCGGAAGUGCCGGCGAUGCUGUCAUCCACAGCGGCACCGAAAUCGAAGUCAAACCGCCGGAAACGUGUACCGUAAGCGGAUUACAGUACGCUCUGCUGCAGACUGUCGUGGAUGCCUGCCAAAAGAAGCGACAUUGCAAGUUCGCUGCGAAUUCCAAAACCCACACAACUGGAGAUCCUUGCUCGGGCAUACGAAAAUUCGUGGAGAUUGCCUACAAAUGCCGUCCAUACGAAUUCCGGAGCAAGUUGGCCUGCGAGAACGACAACAUGCCACUGAUGUGCAACCCUUACUCCCGCAUCGCCAUCUACAGCGCCUCCUUUGGCCACACCGAGAAGGAGAGUGUGCAGUGCGGCAAUCCAGGACAGACACCAGCUGGCAGCGUCCUAAUAAACCGCGAGGAUGCAGCACAGCCCACCUGUUUGGUGUCCUAUGCCACAGAGACUGUCAUGCAGAUCUGCCAUGGGCGACGACGCUGCUCGGUGACCGCAGAUGCCGGCACCUUUGGACGCCCCUGCAAGAACGAUGUGCGCAUGUACCUCAAGGUGGUCUACACCUGCAUUCCUCGCAAGGUGCUCAAGGAUCGCUACGAGACUGCUCCUGAAGCCGAUGAGCCACACCAGACGGAUCUGGAUCUCGAUCAGGAUGAACUCUACGAUGAAGAUCAGUUCUAUAAGGAGUCCGAGGCCAUUCCACCAGCUCCCAAGCUGCAAGGCGCCAACAGCGGACGACCCUUUGACUUCGAUCACAGCCCCGCGGGAGAGGAAUCCACAAGCACUUUACUCCCACCUUUGCUGUCCCGCAAUGAGGGUUCGCUAGAGGAGCGACUACAGUCAUCUCUACGAUUGUUAGACCGCAUAAAAGAGUCGUUCAGGCAGCCGUUAGAUGCUGAAGCAACAACAUUGGCCAAUGACUACAUAAGCACAACAACAACAGAAGAAGAUAAUGGUGAAGAAGACAUCCAAACAGAUACAAACACAGAGACAGUUACUGAUGAUGCUAAUAGCGAGGAGACUCGUUAUGAGGAUGGCAACUACUUCAAUCGUCGCAAGUGUCAGAUGCUUGAUGAUUGGGGGCCAAUAGGUCUCAACUGCACCGACGAGGACAUUGUCACAGAACGUGUCGAAGUGGUUGGUUUCUUGGCAAAUUGGCUGAACACCUAUCUCUAUAUUCGAAAGCAUCAGGAACAGUUUUACCUCUACCUCAUCAUAUCGGUGACAGCCGGCGUUCUGCUUUGUCUCACCAUUGUGAUUGGUCGGCUCACUUUGCAAAAGCGAGGAGGACGCAAGAAGCGAAGCUCCAGUGUCAGCAACGUGGCUAAGAACUUUGGCGACUCGCAAAUUGACAGCUCAGGCCCAGGAGGAGUUGGAGGCGGAACAGGCAGCAAUUUCCAACAGCUGGCAACAGGUGAAACGCAUCUGGCGGACUCCUUCGGUGAUGACAUCUCCGACAUCGAUGUCGAUGUGGAUCUAACAGCUCCCAUGCCGCUGUCCAGCUUAUCAUCGCGUAACGAGGCAUCGUACAUGACAUACGCACCGACACCCAACUACGCUGGCUUGCAGGGCGCCCAGCUGCAUCAUCCCUCGGCAUCGUCCUCGACGGCAACCAGCGUCCUGAUGCAGCCACCGACGCAGGGCAAUAUUUAUACGAGCAUGGGACAUCCUGCUGUGAGUGGAGCCAUGACUAUUGGUCCACACAUGCUGGGUCCCUCUGGCAUGGGAGGCGUCUCGCCCGCCUACAUAAGUGGCACGAUUAUGGUGCCAGGACAUCAGCACACUCACGGCACGCUGAGGCGAACGCUGAUACCGACGAGCAUGGGACUGAUGAGCUCGCCGUCGCCUCCGCCGGCGGGCAUGGGCAUGGGAAUGGGGGGAAUGGGAGCAAUGCCAGCGCAUUCGAUGGCCUCGACAGGUGGCAGUGGAGGACACAGUGUUUACUAUGACAGCACGGUGCCGCGCACGCUGGCACGUGGCAUGUCGACGGAGAGCAGCGGACAGUACUUCUAUGGAUGACACUCGCUUAACCGCAAGGCCUC
Molecule: messenger RNA, 2528 nt
Organism: Drosophila albomicans
Lineage: Eukaryota; Metazoa; Arthropoda; Insecta; Diptera; Drosophilidae
Product: protein eva-1-like
Exons: 11
Coding region: 94-2505 (803 amino acids)
Molecular function (GO): carbohydrate binding
Source: RefSeq, a predicted model, not a curated record